GAACAAGCUUCCAGAACAGCAGGGUAGUAAUAAUACUGCUUACGCUUUUGUUGCUACUGUUUGUUGUGUCUGGUCAUGCAAAGUUAUGUUCAGAGAGGAAGUUCAGUUUUCUUUUUAUCCUGGCCAAGUGCGGUAGUGUUGUUGUUGUAGCUAAUCAUUUUUUUAUAAAUUCAUUAUUACUUAUUGUUAUUAUUAAAACUCGCAUUCUCUUUUUGCGAAAAACUUAAAUCUAUUGAUGCUUGUGUUAAUCGAUCUAUCUAUAUUUGUUAAACCUUUAUUAAUGCUUUGUCUAUAUAUAAGUAUUUGAAAAACUCGUAAACCGGAAAUCAAAUAAUAAGUUCAUAAAAAUACAUACAUAAACAUUACAUUUGUUUAAGUGUCCUUUGUAAAGUAAGAAAAAAAUAAAAAAUAAAACAUGGGAAAUUCCAUGAAUGUUAAUCAAAUCCAAACGGCUGUGGUUGAUCGUUUUAAGGCCAUUUCAUUAACCACAGAUGACAACGGUGUCAUACGUAUACGUUCUUUUUCGGAUGGUGGCGCCCAACUGGCUGCUCGUAUGGCACAGCGUAAUAGUCUAACGCAUCAUAAUCAUGACGAUCAUGUGCCUCCAUUAGAGGAGCAUCGUUACAGUUUUGAUGUAGUAAAUAGACCACGUUAUACACGUACAUCUUGUACCACUAUCCCAGAAGAGGAUAUAGUAAGUAUUAAAGUGUUUACUGUGUGGAAAUGUGGUUAUGUAUUUAAGUAAUUGAAUUGUUCUGUGUAUAAUUGUUUAAAUUCCUUAAUUUAUAUAGGAAUUACGAAGAUAUCCUUUUACUCACUUUAACCAGCAGCAUGUGUUAGGCACAUGCUACUUUUAUAUUUUUUACCCUUUUUAUAUCGAUGAGGCAUGUUUAAAAUCUGCUAAAGACAAUGUUCAUCAUGAGGGUAGCUUGACGCUUUUAAAAUAACAAAUACUAACACUAAAUACAACAUAAAAAGACUGAAAAAUAAAGUAUCUAACAAGAAAAUAAUCAAUAAUUCAAUAUUUUAUAGAUAAAAUGUUAAAAAUAAACCCACAUCUAAUUAUGCUCUUUAUACUAAACGGUUUUUAUUUUAUAAUACUUUGUUGUAUAUACCAUAUAUUUAACAGUAUAAAUACUUAAUUAAAAAAAUAUCACAUGUAAUGUAUUACAAAGUAAAUUUAAAAAAUAAAAGCAAAUUAAAUUAUCUAUUAAUAAACCGCUGCAAUCACGACGUUUACAUUAGCAAUAAAUUAUAUAUUAGAAACAUAUAAUUAUAUAUUGGUAAGCAGCAUUUAAAUUUGUUAAAACAAAGAUUGUUGACGAAAAUUGUUUUUUAAAAUUGUCAUCAUUUUAAUGCAAUUUUUAUACAGUGUUAAACGUCUGUCCUCUAGAUAAGAGAUUAUCGUCCUUUUUUCUUCGUAGAUCCAUAAGAAGUGUGUACAGGAUUAAUGUAUAAGCAUCACAAUAUAGAACAUUUAAGUUAAGUAAAAUUGA
Messenger RNA from Lucilia cuprina (Australian sheep blowfly), 1496 nucleotides. RefSeq lists its product as uncharacterized. The transcript has a single exon. NCBI's taxonomy places the organism in Eukaryota, Metazoa, Arthropoda, Insecta, Diptera, Calliphoridae. Bases 416 to 745 code for a protein of 109 amino acids. The record is from RefSeq and is a predicted model, not a curated record.